AGCUAAGCUGCUAAUUAGCAUGUGUAGUUUGAACCUCAGCAGAAAGACAGAAACUUUUUCUUGACAUGAACUUCGCUUUUUCUCAUCCUCAUUUUGAGUCCGAGUUUACUGUUACGAUUCGUGCCAUGGAUUCUUCCCAUGUCUUGGUAUGAGACUGGCAGCACUGCAAGUUUGACCCUGAUUAAUUAUCGUUCACGUCCUCGCGUGUCAUCUGGGAGAAGGAUAAAGAGAUUGUCAAUCACGGUGACUGAAAGAAUGUCAAGGAACACGUUGGAUGAGUUGUCAAACUAGGAGUAUGUCGAAUGCUCGGGAUCUCGAGAAGAACUGGUACUCCAUACUCGGUGCGACAUCCACUGAUGAUUUCCAAGAGCUGAAACAGAAGUAUCAGAGACUGGUCCUUAUGUUUCACCCAGAUAAACAGCAGCCUGGCCUAUCAGAAGAGGAGGCAGGGCUGCAGCUGCAGAGGUUCAUAGAUGUGGAUCAGGCCUGGAAGAUCCUGAGCAACGAGGAGAGCAGGAGAGAGUUUGACCUACAGUUGCGUGCACAUGAACUGAAACAAAGGUGGCCGGUGGAUGCCUGCGUUACACUGGAGGACAUGAACUGGGACAGCGAGAAUGAGUGUUAUUCGUACAGCUGCCGCUGUGGUGGCGAGUUUCUCCUGGAGAAGGAGGAUGCAGACGGGGACGAAGACGCUGUCGUGUGCUGCGACACGUGCUCGCUCAGCAUCGAAGUGAAGAGAGCGCCAUGAUGGAAGCAUAAGCGUUCUUUCUCAACGAGGUGAACUCGUCAGUCUGGUGUUUCAGUGUCAUUCUUAAAUUCACAGCUUGUUAUCGGGGACGCUAAAGUGGUAAAGUAGUGCCUAAUAAUUGGCGCUACAGUAUCCAUCGGACAUUAUUUUUUUUGUCAAAAUGGCAGAAUAAUGAUUAAUAUACUAAGUAACUUUAAAAACGCACAAUGGAAUUCAACACGAUAUCACUUUAGAUCCAUGCAUAUAUUUGAAAUUUAUGAUAUUGUAUGUAAUGCACACACAUCUUGAAACAUCGAUAAAGGACAUUUAUUGUCAAACUCAAGAAUUAAUUCACAAUAAAAAAAUUCAAAGUGACCGUUGGUCCAUGUUCGGCCCGUCAUGCUGGAGAUUCUGGGUCUGUGUCGUCCAGGGGUCUCAGCAGCAGUGACUGAGGGUGUCAGGAAUCUGUCACGGAGGUGAGCUAGCCUGAUGUGCUGAUCCUGAACUGGCGUCGUGACUCGAGGCUGACCAGGGCGUGGACGAUCCCUGGUGCUCCCUGUCUGUCUGUAACGCUGACUCAAACGGGAAAUGGUCGAACGAUGAACACCGAAGUGCCGGGCGACCUCUGUCUGUGUACUUCCGGCACGCAACAUCCCGAUGGCCUGUUCACGUUGAUUUUGGCUUAGGCGUGGCAUCUUCAAUAAUGACAAUUUUCCCAUCAUUUCCCCCGGGUAUUUAUAGGCAAGAUUGUGUGUGUACAGUGUAUGCAAAAUUUGUUUGAAAAUUAAAGCCUGUCCAUGUCAUUGACUACCCGAGUCAUAUUGUACGUUAUUGAGUACAACUCCCUUAAAUUCUGAUUUGAGCACAGAUUUGGAACUUAUUCGGGCGGAACGAAGUUAUUUUUCCAUUGUGAUAUAUUUCUUUUCUUCUUGAGAUAAACUCAGCACGAAUUCAGCAAGUUUAAUCAAUGUGCGUUUUUAAAGUUACUUAGUGUAGUUUGCAUAAAAACAUUUAUUGGGUCAUAUUCACACGCUUUUUUGUGUGUGUGUGUGUGUGUGUGUGUGUGUGUGUGUGUGUGUGUGUGUGUUAUGUACAAUGA
Molecule: messenger RNA, 1826 nt
Organism: Neoarius graeffei (lesser salmon catfish)
Lineage: Eukaryota; Metazoa; Chordata; Actinopteri; Siluriformes; Ariidae
Gene: dnajc24
Product: DnaJ (Hsp40) homolog, subfamily C, member 24
Exons: 6
Coding region: 275-748 (157 amino acids)
Biological process (GO): positive regulation of ATP-dependent activity
Molecular function (GO): ATPase activator activity; ferrous iron binding
Source: RefSeq, a predicted model, not a curated record